CAAGCAAUUAUGUAGCCCGCCCCAUACCCGUCCACAGAGAUCCGAGUCAAAGUAGAACUUGAGGAGAAGUCUAGAGAGUGAAGGAAAGAGAACGCCACCAAAACCACUGCAAAAUCUCUCCCUAGUUUCCGUAACUAUAGCUUGCGAACUGCGAACCGGAGACAAUGGCUAGAGUCCCCUCCAAGCACUCUCGCGAUCAAGCUCAGGAUUGUUUGACUGGGCAGGACUUUGAGGGGCUUUUGAACAACUUACAGGAUUGGGAAUUAUCAUUCAAGGACAAAGAUAAGAAACUAAGAUCAGAUGGUGUCAGCGAGGGCAAACUGGAUCUUUUGGGUCAGGCAAGUAGAAGUACUGCUAGUGCUAGAGUUAAUGGAAAACAGACAAUGGAGAAAAGUCCCUCUUCUGACAAUACAAGUGCGGUCAGACAAUAUGAUUAUUUAACAGAAUAUGAGGCACUAAGUCGAUUAUCAGGUGGAAUCCAAUCUCAAGAGAGCUUUGUUGAUGCGAAUUCUGAGAAAGAGUUGGGUAAUGAGUUUUUUAAGCAGAAGAAAUUCGUUGAUGCAAUAGACUGCUAUUCACGAAGCAUUGCCUUAUCACCCACUGCAGUAGCUUAUGCAAACAGGGCAAUGGCAUAUAUCAAACUUAAAAGAUUCCAGGAGGCUGAAAAUGAUUGUACGGAAGCCUUGAAUUUAGACGACCGGUACAUAAAAGCAUAUUCUCGCCGAUCAACCGCAAGAAAAGAACUUGGGAAACUCAAAGAAUCUAUUGAUGAUGCUGAAUUUGCUUUGAGAUUGGAGCCACAGAACCAAGAGAUCAAGAAGCAGUAUGCGGAGCUAAAAUCUUUGCUUCAGAAGGAGAUUCUGAAGAAGGCAUCUGGAGGAUUGGCAGGUUCUGUGAGGGGAGCACAACCAGGGAAACCGGAGGUGGACAAGAACAAAAAUGUGCAGAAGCUCCAAGCUGUCUCAACAAGUUCUCCUGAGGGGAGAGUGGCUGAGAUUUUGGAAGAGCAUCCUGAGGGUAAUAAUAUUAGAGAUGUUGCUGCAGAAACAUCCAUGGAAGUGGAAACAAACAAUAUCAGAAGUACUGGAUUCAAACCUGAUACUGGCUCAGGGACUGCAAAGAAGAAAACCAAAGAUACCAAGCAGGAGUUGAGGGCGUCGGUGCAAGAGCUUGCUGCAAAAGCAGCUAGUCUUGCAAAGGCUGAAGCGGCAAAAAACAUUGUUCCACCAAAUUCAGCUUAUCAAUUUGAGGUUUCUUGGCGAGGAUUUUCUGGUGACCGUGACUUGCAGGCUCGCUUAUUGAAGGUGACUUCACCAACUGCAUUACCUGGGAUAUUUAAAAAUGCAUUGUCAGCCUCAAUACUCGUUGACGUCAUUAGGUGCAUCGCGACCUUUUUUACGGAGGACAUGGCAUUAGGUGUUGAAUACUUACAGAAUUUGGCCAAAAUCCCUAGAUUUGACAUGAUCAUCAUGUGUCUUUCGCCCUUGGAUAAGGCUGAUCUUUCCAAGAUAUGGAAUGAAGUUUUCAGCAAGGGGAUGACAGAUUACACUGAUAUCCUUGGUAAUUUGCGUUUGAGAUACGGCAUAAAACAGUGACGAGCUUUUGCUUUUGGUCGCAUCAUUGCUGGAGAAGCCAUUUUGGUCUACACAAGCACUGUUCUACUUCUAUUUCUGGAGAAGGCAUAUGCUUGGAGGAAAAAGCUGCAUAUCUGGUAGAUCAACAGGAAUUCAUUCUGGAGCGAGGGACUUGUUGAAUUGAAAUACACAGAUGAGUUGCUUCCGAUCUUUUGCAGGACUAUCAAAUAGUUUAAUGUUCAACAAGAAAAUAUAAUGUUAUUAAGUUUAUUACUUGAGAAACUUAAAUGUAAUUGUUUGAAAAGGGAAGUAGUUCUAUUGCUCAUUGUUUUUUAACUGAAGAAGGCUAAUGGAGAUUUGGUCUUGAAAGUA
Messenger RNA from Sesamum indicum (sesame), 1946 nucleotides. It is a transcript of the gene TPR5, whose product is annotated as Tetratricopeptide repeat (TPR)-like superfamily protein. The record is from RefSeq and is a predicted model, not a curated record. NCBI's taxonomy places the organism in Eukaryota, Viridiplantae, Streptophyta, Magnoliopsida, Lamiales, Pedaliaceae. Gene Ontology annotation, molecular function: protein binding.